This is a messenger RNA of Plectropomus leopardus (leopard coralgrouper), 4994 nucleotides long. It is a transcript of the gene naa25, whose product is annotated as N-alpha-acetyltransferase 25, NatB auxiliary subunit. The record is from RefSeq and is a predicted model, not a curated record. Gene Ontology annotation, cellular component: NatB complex; cytoplasm. Gene Ontology annotation, molecular function: protein binding. NCBI's taxonomy places the organism in Eukaryota, Metazoa, Chordata, Actinopteri, Perciformes, Serranidae. Gene Ontology annotation, biological process: N-terminal peptidyl-methionine acetylation.
CCCAGCAGGUAAACUCCACCAUGGCGGCGAGAGGCCAUGUGCAGGACCCCAACGACAGGAGACUGAGACCCAUAUACGAUUACCUUGAUAAUGGCAACAAUAAAAUGGCGAUACAGCAGGCAGAUAAACUGCUGAAGAAACACAAGGACCUGCACUGUGCCAAGGUCCUAAAGGCCAUCGGCCUUCAGCGGACCGGGAAGCAGGAUGAAGCGUUCACUCUGGCGCAGGAAGUGGCCACUCUGGAGCCCACUGACGACAACUCGCUACAAGCUCUGACUAUUCUGUACAGGGAGAUGCAUCGUCCCGAGUUGGUCACCAAGCUGUACGAAGCGGCGGUGAAGAAGGUCCCUCUCAGCGAGGAGUAUCACUCUCACCUCUUCAUGGCGUACGCUCGUGUGGGCGAGUACAAGAAGAUGCAGCAGGCAGGAAUGGCCUUGUAUAAAAUCGUCCCCAAGAAUCCUUAUUACUUCUGGUCUGUCAUGAGUCUGGUGAUGCAGGCCAUCUCAGCACAAGAUGAAAAACUGGCCCAGACGAUGUUCCUGCCUCUGGCUGAACGCAUGGUGGAGAAAAUGGUGAAGGAGGAGAAGAUUGAAGCAGAAGCAGAGGUGCAGCUGUAUUUUAUGAUCCUGGAGCGAUUGGGAAAAUGUGUAGAGGCUCUCGAAGUGAUCAGGGGCCCACUGGGGGAGAAGCUGACCAGCGAGCUGCAGAGCAGAGAAAACAAGUGUAUGAUGCUCUACCAGAGACUACAGCGCUGGCCCGAAUGUAACUCGCUGGCGCACAAACUGCUGCUUAAAAAUCCUGAUGAUUGGCAGUUUUAUCCCUCCUACUUUGACUCUCUCUUCCACCUGAUGGAUCAGUCGUGGAGUCCGCCAGAAGAAGGAGAGCACUGUUCGGAGGGUUCGGUUCAUCACACUGUGGCCGAGGUGGUGAGGUUUGUGGAGGAGAGGAUCAAAGGGGAGGACGGCAAAGACUCCCGCUCGCUCAGAGGACCUUAUUUAGCUCGUCUUGAAUUAAUGCACAGACUGAGAGAACGGGGCUGUCCUGAGGAAAGCCUGUUAGGUGAGCCUUUAGAGCUAAUGGUGCAGUUCUUUGGGAAGUUUGGAGACAAACCCUGCUGCAUCACCGACCUAAAAAUAUACCUCCAUCUGCUCUCUCCGGAGCAGCAUGUGCAGUUUAUUAACCGUCUGAGUGAAGCGGUCCCGCUGGGGGAGCAGGGAGAGGAGGGAUUCGCUUUCCCAGAGGACACCAAAGCGCUGCAGAGGCAUUUGUGUGUGUGUCAGCUGAGUCGAGCGCUCGGGCUGCAUCACGCUCUCGACGUGGACGGGAAGCUGCGGCUCAUCACGGAGCUCAAAGCUCACUAUCGGCACGGACUCAAGUUUGGGAAAAACGCUCUGAAGACGGAGCUGCAGUUCUCUGAUAUGUAUUGUCUCAUGGCAGCUCAUGUAUACAUCGACUUAUGGACGGACACCGGGGAUGAGAACAUGGUGUGGCAGUGUUUGGGCGUCCUCCAGGAGGGUCUGUCUCUCAGUCCCUCCAACGCCCAGUUCAAGCUGCUGCUGCUGCUCGUCUACUGUCACCUGGGAGCCUUCGAGCCUGUGGUGGACCUUUACUCCAGCCUGGACGCCAAGCACGUACAGCACGACACCAUAGGGUUUCUGUUAACGCGUUUUGCUGAGUCAUUGGGUCAGUUUGCUGCAGCCUCCCAGUCCUGUAAUUUCUCCCUCAGGUUUUUCCACUCUAACCAGAAAGAUACCUCAGAGUAUAUCAUCCAGGCGUAUAAGUACGGAGCGUUUGAGAAAAUCCCCGAGUUCAUCGCUCUCAGAAACAGGUUGAACCAAUCGCUGCACUUUGCUCAGGUCCGCACUGAGAGGAUGCUGCUGGACCUGUUCCUCGAGGCCGACAUUGUGUUGAGUCUGGAGGAGAGUGUGAAGGCCAUGUCUUUGUCUCCUGAGGAGGACGACAUACCCUGGGACAAUAUGAGGGACAACAGAGACCUCACUGUUUUUACCAGCUGGGACCCUAAAGAGAGACAGUUAACCGACGAGCACCGGCGCCGCUCUCUGGAGGAGGAGUCCGUGUGGCUGAGGAUACGCUCUCUAACACUCCGCCUCCUCACCUCUCUGGCCGCUCUGGGACACACGCCAUCGCAGCAAAACUCCGAGGUGACCAACGAGAACGGAGUCGGAGACAAAACCUCGAUCCUCAGCAGCCUGCUCUCGCAGCUCAACCAGACUCUGCAGACGGCCGCUCAGAUAGCAGAGAAACGCGUACAGUAUCCAUUCCUGGGCCCCCCCUCCACCCGCCUGGCCUCGGCUCUGUCCAGUGGGAGCUGUCAGUGCCAGGCUGCAGCCCUCCAGCUGUCUGUGCACCUACAGGAGCUGGAGACGGUCGGACUCGAUGAGUCGUCAGAGCUUCAAACUCAGAUCUGUAACGGUUUCAAAUCAUUAGUAGUUCAGCUUCAAGAAAUUCUGAAUAAAUGCAAAGGAGAUUUAUUGGAAAUGAAAGACAGCAAAUUAAAAACCCGGCCCUCCUUAUUAGAAAACCUAGUUUUCUUUGUUGAGACGGUGUGCAUAGUCUUUUGGAUGGCUAGUCACUGUGCCAAGAUCCUCCGACCACUCAAGACAAGUCUACAGAAGAAGAAGAAGAAGAAAAAGGAUGCAAACACAGCUCUGCCAGCGGUGGUGUGUGGCUUCCAGGAGCUGACGGGGAGCUUGCAGGACGUGCUUACCCAGGCUCUGGAGUAUAUAAAGGGGCAGGAAACUGGCAUGACCGCCCUUAAACUGGCCAGUGUAAGCUUGGAAGGACACACACAGGACGAGGCGUCGUUUACGAAGGCUGCUAUGGACAAGGUGCAGAGCAGUUACCUGCGCUCACUACAGGAGGUGGGAGACCUGCUCAAGAAGAGAGCAGAAACUAUAAAGAACCUCAAGAUCUGAACACCAUCACACACCCCAAAUAAUGAUGACUGUACCCCUCCACCACCAUCAGCCCCUCUACGCCCCGUCUGUCUGCCCACCAGCUAACCUCCGAGUCCCACGACCUGCCCGACCUCCUCCCUCCCCUCCGUAUCUCUCCAGUCAGCGUUUGUGAACUCUCAAUCUGGAUUUUUCUUUUCUUUUCUUUCACCUCAUCACACACACACUCACACACACACACACACCUGGAACAUUUGCAACUCUUAUAGCACACGAGCUUGUAAGUAAACUCAUGAAUUUAUACAGCAAGUUAUAAGUGAAAAUGAGGAAAAAAACCAGACAUGCUCCUUUAAGGAAAAAAAAUAGAGCAAAUUAGGAAAAAUGAAUACGCAGUUUUAGAUAAACUAAUCUAAUAAAUUAUUGUACAUAGUAAAGAGCAACUACCACAACUCUCAAAUGAGAAUAUAAGACACAAUAAACCACUAUUCUGUUUGUCAGUUUCCUCUUUUUAUUUCUCACUUUGUUUUUUUCUGGUGAGAACAAUCACACACACACACACACUGGGACUGUUAACACUAAAGAGGAAAUUUAUUUCAAUGUGCUGCUUUUACAGCUGUUUCUCUCCGUCAAGAGCAAGUAGGCACAAUUUUUCAUUGAACUGAAGCUCUCUAUGGAAAUAUGGACACCAUGCUACCUGCAGACUGAAGCUCCUCCAUUCAUUUUUUUGUCAUGCUCUUUUCUUCUUUUUUUCUUUGCUUUGUGUAUCUUUUGUGUCGCUUUGAAAGUGGAACCACCUCCUGUAGUUGCAGUAUUAUAAAGAGCAGUGGUGGGAUGAGUUAACUUUUUUUUUAUCUGAAUUGUCUGCCACUAUUCUUUCUUUCUUUUCUUUUUUUAAUACCAGUAGAAGUGGUGCUUGCAAACAUGUCUUUUGUGGAAUUGGGUUUCAAAAAUCAAGAUCCUUAAAGACUGGAAAGGUUGUUAUUUAAGCAGUCAUCCUAAUAAUACGGGUAACUUCUGUGUUUUUCAACCUGGAUUUUCGAAUGUUUUUGUGUCUAUGCGACUUAAGUAAGAUAACUUUGAAAUUAGUUCAGUAUUAAGUGAGACAGCUGCAAAAAAAACAGGCUGCAAACAACUGUUUUUGCCACUGACAGGAUCAGACUGUUGUUGUAUGUGACAACUUUUUAAAGAAAACAGACCCAAAAUUACUUUUCCAAACCCACCCUAUUUAAUGGUGCUUGUUCUCUCACUGACAGGAUCAUAUUGUUAUAAGUAUCUGACAACAUUAUGGAAAGGAUCCCUACAUAGACAGAAUUUUGUGUUUGGCAAAAAGUGGCCCUCGAAUCUCUAUUGCCAGCUUUGCUUAACAUCACUCAUAAAGUGCUUGUUUUUGCCACUGACAGGCCCAGAUUGUUGUUUUACGUGUCUGAAAAUAUUAGAGUAGAUCCCUACAGAGAAAGACAUUUUUGUUUAAGAGUAAGAUCUUUUUUGUGAGCAAGAAACAGCCAUGAAAUCGCCAUUACCAAACCCACAAGACUCUGUUUAAAUAGUGCUUUUUUUUGCCACUGACAGGCUCAGAUUGUUAUUCAAAGUGGAAAUGAUCCCUACAGAGAUAGACUUUUUUGAUAAUGAGACAAAUCCUGUUUGUGUUAUCAGGAAUGGCACCAAAAUCACCAAACACAUCAGACCUCAUUUAAAUAGUAUUUGCUUUUGCCACUGACAGGCUCAGAUUAUUCCAAAUGUCUGACAUUGUAAAGAGGAUCCCUACAGAGAUAGGCCUGUAAAGAUUAAGAUCCUUUUUUUUGUUUGUUUAACCAGAACCAGACCCAAAAUCACCAUCACCAAACCCACCAGACCUCAUCUAAUUAGUGCUUUUUUGCCACUGACAGGCUCAGACUUUUAGGUGUCUGACAUUAUGGAUCAGACUUCAUUUAACAGUAAUUUUAGCGUGUGUAGAGCCUUUUCAUAUCUAACUUUGUGAAUCAAGAGUUAAUUUCAAUAAAACCACAUUUGGUGAUUGUUGGAACAGUGAAAAGACAACCUAAGACAGCAUUUGUGAGUUUUAUUUUGUUUCUGUCGACU